AUGGCAGCCGCGGUUCCAACGUACCCCCUCUACCCCAUUGCUUGCCUCCUCGCUUCGGCAAUGCUGCUUCUCGUUCUUUUGACCAGCUUUGUCCGCCAAAGCUGGAAUCUUGGUGUCGCCUUUCUCUGUUUCUGGCUCUUCUUCGAAACUCUCACCUUUGGUAUCAACACUAUCAUAUGGUCCGAUAACGCCGACAUCAAGCUGUAUGUGUAUUGCGACAUCAUAACUCAUAUGCAGGCAAUCACGUCGGUUGUCAAACCUAUGGCCACUCUCAUCAUCACUCGCCGACUAUACCUGAUCACCAGCCUACGUUCCAUAGAGCCUCCUACGAAAGCGGCAAGACGCAGAAAUCUUGGCAUAGAGUGGGCGCUCGGUUUGGGCAUUCCUGUUCUAGUUGCGGGACCUUUCUACUAUGUCGUCCAGGUUGCUCGAUUUCAGGUCGUUGAGGGGUCUGGCUGCACCAACGUCCCCGACGGAUCGAUACUCACCAUCUUGCUUAUUUAUUCAUGGAGUGUGUUACCUCCCCUGGUGUCCAUCACUGUGUACUAUCCUCAUGUCGUCCGCAUCUUCUAUCGCCACAAUCGGGAGAUCAACCAGUUCUUAUACAGCAACAAUUCGGUGACCCGCACUAACUACUUUCGCAUCCUUGCCUUUGCGAGCAUCGAUAUUCUGCUCACCUUGCCUAUGGGCAUCGCGACAGUCGUCUUGCUUCUGAAAGCUGAAGUGUCUUUCGGUCCCGUCCCAUUUUACUUUGGUUGGACCUUAGUCCACAUGGACUGGCAGCCGGAGAGCUUCUCCUAUGCAGAAAUAGUGUCCGAGGGGCCUUUCAAUGUAGCAGAAUUCUACUUCCAACAUUGGACAUCACCCAUCCUCGCAUUCGUCAUCUUCGGCCUCUUCGGCGUAACAUCGGAAGCCCGUGCCUCAUACUGGCGCAUCAUCUUUACGGUCGGCGGCUGGUUCGGCUGGCACCCCAGACUUCGCACGCACAGGGCACGUUCGGCGCCGGGAGAUAUCGAGGUCGGCGUGCGUCCUGCUCAGAACUCCAUGUCGUUGGGUCUUGAAUCGAACCCAAGUUUCAUCAACCCCAACGCGCGCGUGCAAGAUCAGCACGAAGAGGGCGGGAGUGGUGUGAAUGAGAUGGCGGAAGGCUCGGAGGGCAAGGACGCGGUCGACGAAGUACACCGGGCUACCGGCGAAACGAUGCAUGUGGACGCAGAGCGCUCGACAUGGUCUCACGGGCCCCGCCAUGGCGGGAUCGAAGAUGUUAUGAACAUUGCGUGA
Messenger RNA from Peniophora sp. CBMAI 1063, 1281 nucleotides. The record is from the annotation of a GenBank genome assembly. NCBI's taxonomy places the organism in Eukaryota, Fungi, Basidiomycota, Agaricomycetes, Russulales, Peniophoraceae.